AUUUCAGGUUUUGCAUGUGGAGCAUUUUUGGGUUUAUUUUCAGCAAGUAUGGAUCCAAGUAUUGGCAUAGCUCCUGAAAAACAGACAUUAAAAUUUAUUAUGAAUGACUUUAAAGUAAAAAUCUUAUCGUAUGGGAAAAGCUUUGCAAUGAUAGGUGCUGUUUUUUCUGCUAUAGAAUGUGGUAUAGAAAGUCACAGAGGCAAAAGUGAUUGGAAGAAUGGAACAUUAGCUGGAGGAAUAACAGGAGGAAUGAUUGGUCUAAGAGCUGGUGUUAAAGCUGGAAUUGUUGGUGCUGCAGGAUUUGCUGCUUUUUCUACAGUUAUUGACCAUUAUAUGCGUUCACGUUUCUGAAGUUUCUAGAGAGAAAAAUAUAUAUAUAUGUGAAUAUAAACACUUUUUAUUCAAUAUGUGUUUGUAUUAGAUAUUAGAUUUUGGUCUGCAAAAUCUGAAGUUGUUGAAAUAUAUUUAUUAAAAAAUUAUUAUCUAUA
Stegodyphus dumicola is the source of this 488-nucleotide messenger RNA. Its product is annotated as mitochondrial import inner membrane translocase subunit Tim22. Gene Ontology annotation, molecular function: transmembrane protein transporter activity. Gene Ontology annotation, biological process: protein insertion into mitochondrial inner membrane. The record is from RefSeq and is a predicted model, not a curated record. Lineage: Eukaryota; Metazoa; Arthropoda; Arachnida; Araneae; Eresidae. Gene Ontology annotation, cellular component: TIM22 mitochondrial import inner membrane insertion complex.